AUGUGUGGUAUAUUUGGAUACGUUAAUUUCUUAGUUGACAAAAACAGAGGUGAAAUUGUUGAUACUCUUAUUGAAGGGUUACAAAGAUUGGAAUAUAGAGGUUAUGAUUCUGCUGGUUUGGCUGUUGAUGGAAAAUUAGUUAAGGAUGGUGAAAAUGGCGAAAUCAUGACCAAUAUUAUUGUUAAAUGUCCAGGAAAAGUUAAAGUCCUUAAACAAAAAGUUCAUGAUGACAACAUUGAUAGAACUGAUGUGUUUGAUAACCAUGCAGGAAUUGCUCAUACUAGAUGGGCCACUCAUGGUCAACCAAAGGAGGAAAAUUGCCAUCCUCAUAGAUCAGAUGCUGCUAAAGGUGAAUUUAUUGUUGUUCAUAAUGGUAUCAUUACCAAUUUUGCUGCAUUGAGAGAAUAUUUGUUGUCAAAGGGACAUCAAUUUGAAAGUGAAACUGAUACUGAAUGUAUUGCCAAAUUAUUUAAACAUUUUUAUGAUUUAAACUUGAAAGCUGGUGUUUCCCCUGAUUUCAAUGAAUUGACUAAACAAGUGUUGCAUGAAUUGGAAGGUUCUUAUGGUUUAUUGGUUAAAUCGUUCCAUUAUCCUGGUGAAGUUUGUGGUACUAGAAAAGGUUCACCAUUGUUGGUUGGUGUUAAAACUGAUCGUAAAUUGAAAGUUGAUUUUGUUGAUGUUGAAUUUGAAAACAAUGCUUCAGGUGCUGUUGCUCAACAACAAAUUGGUCAAACUUUAUCCUCCAUGAACGGACCAAAUGGUGCAACUGCUCAGGAUUUGGGCUUUAUUCCAGUUGCUCCUGGUGACCAAAAUUUGAGAACUUCACAAUCAAGAGCAUUUCUUUCUGAAGAUGAUUUACCAACCCCGGUUGAAUUUUUUUUGAGUUCAGAUCCGGCUUCAGUUGUUCAACACACUAAAAAAGUCUUAUUUUUAGAAGAUGAUGAUAUUGCUCAUAUUUAUGACGGUGAAUUACAUAUUCAUAGAGCUUCUACAAAGAGUGCUGGUGAAUCUACAGUUAGACCUAUUCAAACUUUGGAAAUGGAAUUGAAUGAAAUUAUGAAAGGUCCAUUUAAGCAUUUUAUGCAAAAGGAAAUUUUUGAACAACCUGAUUCGACUUUUAAUACCAUGAGAGGUAGAAUUGAUUUUGAGAAAAAUACAGUGACUUUGGGUGGUUUGAAAGCAUGGUUACCCACGAUUAGAAGAUGUAGAAGAAUCCUAAUGAUUGCUUGUGGUACUUCAUAUCAUUCAUGUUUAGCAACAAGGUCGAUUUUUGAAGAAUUGACCGAAAUUCCCGUUAGUGUUGAAUUAGCUAGUGAUUUCCUUGAUAGAAGAUCACCAGUUUUCCGUGAUGAUACUUGUGUUUUUGUUUCUCAAUCUGGUGAAACUGCUGAUUCUAUAUUGGCAUUACAAUACUGUUUAGAAAGAGGGGCUUUAACUGUUGGUAUUGUCAAUUCUGUUGGUUCUUCGAUGUCUAGACAAACCCAUUGCGGUGUUCAUAUCAAUGCAGGACCUGAAAUUGGUGUUGCUUCAACAAAGGCUUAUACUUCACAAUAUAUUGCCCUUGUUAUGUUUGCCCUUUCAUUAUCCAAUGAUUCAAUUUCAAGAGCAAGUAGACACGAAGAAAUCAUACAAGGGUUACAAAAGAUACCAGAACAAAUUAAACAAGUUUUGAAGUUGGAAGAUAAGAUUAAGAAAUUAUGUAAUGAUGAUUUAAAUGACCAAAAAUCAUUGUUGUUAUUAGGUAGAGGAUAUCAAUUUGCUACUGCAUUGGAGGGAGCUUUAAAAAUUAAAGAAAUUUCAUAUAUGCAUUCAGAAGGUGUAUUGGCUGGUGAAUUAAAACAUGGUGUAUUGGCAUUGGUUGAUGACAAAUUGCCUAUAAUUGCAUUUGCCACACGUGAUUCACUUUUCCCAAAAACAAUGUCAGCAAUUGAACAAGUUACUGCUAGAGAUGGUAGACCAAUUGUUGUUUGUAAUGAAGGUGAUGCUAUUAUAUCGAAUGAUAAAGUUCAUACUACUUUGGAAGUACCACAAACUGUUGAUUGUUUACAAGGAUUAUUGAAUGUUAUUCCUGUACAAUUGAUUAGUUAUUGGUUGGCGGUCAAUCGGGGUAUUGAUGUCGAUUUCCCUCGUAAUUUGGCCAAAUCAGUCACUGUUGAAUAG
Molecule: messenger RNA, 2160 nt
Organism: Lodderomyces orthopsilosis Co 90-125
Lineage: Eukaryota; Fungi; Ascomycota; Pichiomycetes; Serinales; Debaryomycetaceae
Gene: GFA1
Product: glutamine--fructose-6-phosphate transaminase (isomerizing)
Exons: 2
Coding region: 1-2160 (719 amino acids)
Biological process (GO): fructose 6-phosphate metabolic process; UDP-N-acetylglucosamine metabolic process; protein N-linked glycosylation
Molecular function (GO): L-glutamine:D-fructose-6-phosphate transaminase (isomerizing) activity; carbohydrate derivative binding
Source: RefSeq, a predicted model, not a curated record